CAAUUAUCAAUGGAUGAAAAGACUGACAUAAAUCAAAUGAAUGAAAUAACUAGCGAUUUCCUAUCACAAGCAAACAAGAAUCCUACUGAACAUACAGAUUCAACAUUCAAUCAAACCAUUGAUCAGAUUGAUGAAGCGUUAAUCAACAGUCCUGAUGAAACAUCAUGGCAAUCAUCCACAUCACCAUGUUCAUCCGAAUCAAUCGCAUCAUUUUCUUCAAAUAGUCAAAAUGAUUUGAAAAUUUUCUUAGAAAAUUCUACUAAUCAACGAUCAUUAUCAUCACCUGACAGAUUAUCUGAUUAUUUACCGAUCGAUGAUAAUCUACCGUCAACAAUGAUGAAUAUAUUGAGUAUACCGAAUCAUUUUGAAAAUACAUUGGAUUCAUUAGGUUUUAUGAAUUAUUAUGCCUCUAGUGAAUUGGAUUCACAAAUAAUCAAUCAAAAUCAAUUCAAUCAGUCAUCAUCAUCACCACUGCCUAGAUCAAUCGAUAAUUUCUCAUGUAUCUCUUCACCAAAUGAAUUAGAUCAUAAGUCAAUCGAUAGUACCGAUUUAGCAUGGAUGGAUACAUUAGAUGUUUCUGGUCUGGAUAUGGACGAUGUUGCACAAAUUUUUUCCACAGCGAAUUCAUUAAAAUCUACAUCAGAAGAAAUGCAGAAAUUUGAACAUUGUACAACAACAUCUUCAUCAUCUUCAUCAUCAUCACGUAAACAUCAUUCCAAUUUAAAAAAUAAUCAACGUUUACCAACAAUUGAAAAUUGUACAUUAAAACAAAAUUCAACAUUCAAUGAAAAUGUGGAUGAAAUUUUUUUUCCAAAUGAAAAGAAUAAUGAUGAACAUCAUUCAGAUAGUACAUUGACAUGUUCUGAAGCUGAAUACUAUAAUAAUUUAAUACGUUUAAAACGUUUAAGAAAACGUCGAAAAACUAAGCGAAAAUCUAAACAUCGAUCUUUUGUUGGGCAUGAUGAAUCUGAUUUAUCUUCCUGUGAUAUUGAUGAAGACGAUGAUAGGGAGGAGGAGGAGGAGGAGGAGAAGGCGGAGCCGGAAGCGGAAGCGGAAGAGGAGAAACUGAAUAGUCGAUUUGAAAAAAAAUACAAUUUACACAAUCGAACUAAAACUUCAUCUCAAAAUCAUUCACAUUCGUCGGAUGACAUCAAUGAAUGUAAAUCAUGGUGGCCUAAUCCUAUUACACGACGUAUGCAUAAAGAUUUUCAAUCAACUCUUUGGUCAACUAAUGAAUUAUUCGAUUGUCAAUAUAAACCUCUGAAUACUGAUCAAUUGUCAAUGUCAAUAUCAACAAAAAUGGAAGCGUUUCAUGAUACCACCGAUUCAAAUGAAUUCAAAACUAGUUGGGGGCAUAGAAUAAAAUGUAAAAAUUUACGUCGACAGAAAAUUUCACAACAUCCUCUACUCAUGUUGACUACUAAUUCAGAUAAACAACAACUACAACAGAAAAAUAAACCAAAAAUGGAAUUAUGGCAAUUUAUAUUGUAUCGUUUAGAAAAAAUGUCGAAACAUAGUGCAUUUCAAUGGGUUAACAAAACUAUUGGUGUAUUUCGUAUUGUAAAUACACAUUUGGCUGCACAAGAAUGGGGUCAUUAUCGUAAUAAUCAGCUGAUGGAUUAUGAAAAAAUGGCCAGAGCAAUGAGAUUCUAUUAUAAAGAUUCCAUAUUACGAAAAUCCCGCCAACAAUUACAUUUUCAAUUUGCUAUGCCAUAUGUAAAAUGGGCGGAAAAAUUUUAUCGUAAUUAUGAAUAGUGAAUGUUUUAUGCCCUGUUUCCUUUUUUUAUUUUUCUCCAAAAAAAAACAACACUUUAUUGUACAUUUUCAUCUUUUUUUUAUUCUUUUGUUUAUAAAUUUUGUUUAUAUUUUAUUGUGAAUAUUAUUUAUUUUCUG
Messenger RNA from Schistosoma turkestanicum, 1893 nucleotides. Lineage: Eukaryota; Metazoa; Platyhelminthes; Trematoda; Strigeidida; Schistosomatidae. The record is from the annotation of a GenBank genome assembly.